AUGUUUCCUCAAUGGUCAACGUUGGGAAAAGGGUUUGAAAAUAUAGUACAAUAUGUUGAAAUUGUUGAAGACAUGAAAAUAACAGUCGAAUCAGAAUUUCCUCAAUUAAGUGAAGACAUAUCGUCAAAUUUGAAUCAAAUCCAAGAAGUCUUGGAAUUUAAAAGAUCUUUAUAUGGAGAUGUUAUAAAACAAUCAGGAUUGAGUUGGAAGGCAUUAGGAUUUCCAAUUGAUGAGAAUUGGUCUAAUUCAACUAAACAAUGGUUGUUAGGAUUAGCUUUCCACUCAUCUUGUAUUGGAUCAGAUGACCAAUUAUCCAAAACUUCAAGAUUCAAUGAAGUAGAAUCAUCAGAAUUUCUUGUAUAUACUAGUAAGUCAACUAUGAUAACAACAUAUCCUUAUCUAAACAAAGUAAUGCAGCUUUAG
This is a messenger RNA of Entrophospora sp. SA101, 423 nucleotides long. The record is from the annotation of a GenBank genome assembly. NCBI's taxonomy places the organism in Eukaryota, Fungi, Glomeromycota, Glomeromycetes, Entrophosporales, Entrophosporaceae.